Messenger RNA from Prorocentrum cordatum, 1641 nucleotides. NCBI's taxonomy places the organism in Eukaryota, Dinophyceae, Prorocentrales, Prorocentraceae. The record is from the annotation of a GenBank genome assembly.
AUGGCGGCGCUGAGACUGGCGAUCGGCUCCGCUGGCAGGCGGUCGGGUGUGCUGGCCUUGUUGGGCAGGCCUGCGGGGGGGGCUCUGGAGGUGUGCCCCCUUCUGGCCGGGCAUGUGCGCCAGUCGAGCGCCGUGUCGGCCAGGAGAGGGGGCGUCACAGCGAGCAAGGCCGAGGACUUCUCGUCCUGGUACACGCAGGUCAUCACGAAGUCCGAGAUGAUCGAGUACUACGACAUAAGCGGCUGCUACAUUCUGAGACCGUGGGCUUUCUCCAUUUGGGAGAAAAUCACCGAGGAGCUCGACCUGCGGAUAAAGAGAGAGGGUGUCCAGAACGCCUAUUUUCCUUGCUUUGUGAGCCAAGACGCGCUCGAGGCAGAGAGGAGUCACGUGGAAGGCUUUGCUCCGGAGGUCGCGUGGGUGACGCGCUCGGGCACCUCGGACUUCAAGAGCCUGUUGGCCAUUGCCGUGCGUCCCACGAGCGAGACCAUCAUGUAUCCUGCAUUUGCCAAGUGGAUCCGGUCUCACCGUGAUCUGCCGCUGAAGCUCAACCAGUGGUCGAACAUUGUCCGCUGGGAGUUCAAGCAACCCACUCCGUUCCUGCGGACCAGGGAGUUCUUGUGGCAAGAAGGGCACACGGCGCACGCGACGCGGGAAGAGGCGGAGGACACGGUUGCCACGAUGCUGGACCAUUACGCCGAGGUUUACGAGCAGUUGCUCGCGGUCCCUGUUGUCAAAGGCAGGAAGUCGGAGUCAGAGAAGUUUGCCGGCGGCCAGAGCACGCUGACCUUGGAGGCGUUUAUACCAACGUCCGGCAGGGGCAUCCAGGCUGCAACCUCGCAUCACCUGGGCACGAAUUUCGCGAGCAUGUUCGACAUCUCAUACGAGGACGCGAUGGGCCAGCGGAAGUUGGUGGAGCAGACGUCCUGGGGCUUCACCACCCGUGCGCUCGGCAUAAUGGUGAUGGUGCACGGCGAUGACCGCGGCUUGGUCCUGCCUCCGCGCGUCGCGCAGCUCCAGGCCGUCAUCGUCCCCAUCUACCCAAAGGGGAAGAACGGCAAUGCCUCCAUCGAUGCGAGGUGCCAGGAUCUCCGAGACAGCCUGCGCGCGGCGGGCGUGCGCGCCGACGCGGACCUGCGCGCGAACCACUCCUCGGGGUGGAAGUUCCACUGGUGGGAGCUGAAGGGCACGCCGCUGAGGAUCGAGCUGGGGCCGAGGGACCUGGAGCGGGGCACCUGCCGGGUGGUCCGCCGCGACAGCGGGGAGGGCACCGACCUGCCGCAGGCGGACCUCGGGCCCGCGGUGCAGGCGGAGCUGGGGCGGAUGCACGCGGACAUGCUCGGCAGGGCCACGCGGGAGCGCGACGGCGCCAUCGCCAGGGUCACCGAGUGGGGCGAGGUCGCGGGCGCGCUGAGCGCCAAGAAGCUGGUGCUGGCGCCCUGGGGCGAGAGCGCGGUGUCGGAGGAGGCGAUCAAGGAGGCCACGCGUGGGGAGCUCGGCGCCCCCUCGGCGCCCGGCGAGCUGACCGGGGCCAUGAAGAGCCUGUGCAUUCCCCUGGAGCAGCCCCACCUGCCGCCAGGGACCCGCUGCUUCUGGACCGGGGAGCCCGCGCGCCGCUGGUGCCUGUUCGGCAGGAGUUACUAG